AUGAACAAAACUUUUCUGAAGAAGAAAAAGAAACCGUCAGCCCCGGUCACCGGGGGCAUGGGGAUGCAAUUGCUGCAGAAAAUGGGCUGGCAACCAGGACAAGGACUUGGAAAGGAGAAGAACGGCUCGUUGCAACCGCUCAUGUUGGACGUGAAGCUGGAUAAGCGUGGACUCGGUGAAGGAGAUAACAAACAACGACCGCACCAGUUCCAGAAGAAGCAGUCUAAACCCAAGGAAGUCAACACUGACGGCAAACACCCGGUAUCGUUACUGGCCGAGUACGCCACAAAACAAAAAUGGACUAUCCCGCAGUACGAAGUGGUACACGACACUGGACCCGUGCAUGCGAAGAAUUUUAUAUUCAAGGUACUCGUAAACGGACGUGAGUAUCAACCGACAAUUGCUUGCAACACCAAAAAGGCAGCAAAAGCAGCAGCCGCAAAGCUCUGUUUACAACGGCUAGGAAUAAAGAUAACGUAAAAAUACUGUACGGAAUUGCGAACAGUUUCCCUGCUUUUACUUAUCCCGCGUGUCAGGCAAGGUUAAUAUUAAGCACACGUAAAUAAUGCUAUAGAAGAUAACGAACCCAAUCGAUAGCAUUUAGCUAAGUAUAUUGUAAAAUGCAUCCUUUGUAAAGAAUCUAUUCGUUCAUCAUGACAAAUGCAACUAUCGUUG
Anopheles nili is the source of this 675-nucleotide messenger RNA. Its product is annotated as protein Son-like. Gene Ontology annotation, biological process: regulation of mRNA splicing, via spliceosome; regulation of cell cycle. The record is from RefSeq and is a predicted model, not a curated record. The transcript has a single exon. Lineage: Eukaryota; Metazoa; Arthropoda; Insecta; Diptera; Culicidae. Bases 1 to 480 code for a protein of 159 amino acids. Gene Ontology annotation, molecular function: RNA binding.